Messenger RNA from Anopheles coluzzii, 1205 nucleotides. RefSeq lists its product as uncharacterized. NCBI's taxonomy places the organism in Eukaryota, Metazoa, Arthropoda, Insecta, Diptera, Culicidae. The record is from RefSeq and is a predicted model, not a curated record. The transcript is spliced from 5 exons. The coding region runs from base 345 to 950 and encodes 201 amino acids.
AACAAACGAUAUCUAUUACAGAUACCCCAGCAGUGUGCAUUGAGACCACGCCGUUAGCAAGCCGGCAUCCGCUGAAGCAGUAUGUAAUAGAUGCCCCUGUCCCACCAGCAAACCGACGUCCACUGAAACAGGAAGUGAUUGAUACCCCAGCAGUGUGCAUUGAGACCACGCCGUUAGCAAGCCGGCCUCCGCUGAAGCAGUAUGUAAUAGAUGCCCCUGCACCACCAGCAAACCGACCUCCACUGAAACAGGAAGUGAUUGAUACCACUGCAGUCAGCAUUGAGACCACACCGUUAGCAAAUGAUGCACCACCCACAACCGAGUCGGUAACCAAUGCGGACAUUAUGAAAAUGCUAUCUAAAAUCAACGAAAGGAUCGACGGCGUGUUUGUAGUCGUUGACGAAUUAAAAAGCGAAAUCAAAACGCAGCAGGAACUUUCCAGAAAGCAAGAAAAAAAAUUAGCAACGAUCGACACACUAGUUUCGUGCAUUAACGAUACAAUGCAGCAAUGCGUAACGCGUCGCGGUGAAGACUUUGACGACGAAUUCACAUUUGAAAAAAUUUCAUCGGCCCAGGAGCUAGCUACUGUGGAAGAGAACCUAGCAAAUGACGAUUUUUUCAAAAAGGUAUUAAACUUUUUGCGCUCAUCCGUCCAUAGGGUUGACGUAAACAAUCGUUUGCACGAUGCACUCGAUAUUAUAUUCGAUAGAAAUUUCCUUCCACAGUGUGCUUGGAAAGGUGUACCACGGCUAGGGGUGCAAAAAAUUGCGAUGGUGGCCCAUCCUAAUAUUUUGAGGCUCUUUAAAGCAGUUGGUACUACCGAUUUAUGCAAAUGUACAGAUGUUAAGGUAGGAGAUUUUUUUCAAAACAAGCUAAAACACGCAAAAAAUCGCACAAAUCUGCAGGGUUUCAGGAAGACGAGCUGCCAAAAUAGGCGCAAACUGCCAUGAAACCCAUUUGUGAUGAAGAUAUAUUUUCAAACUGAAUUGAAGAAAUGAAUUAUUAGAAAUAGUUCGUUCGCUCUUUGUUUGUUUCUCUCUAACACCGAAAUAGAUAUGUCACAAGGAUGUUACAGGAAUGAAGUGUUUAUUAAGAAGCCAUGGUUAGAUUUUCUCGUUUAAUGUUAACCCAUUAUUCUUGAUUAAAAACAGUAAGACCGUGUAGAGAAAUUAUAUUAUAUUUUAUUUUCACAAACUAUACACAAA